UAUUUACCUUUCGCCUAUCGUUUUUGUUUUUGGUAAAUUUUGAGGAUAAAUGAGAAGAUUCUCUGAUACUUCGAAUCUAAGUAGACUCCUACUUUUGGUAGGACAAAUAUACCAUGGCAAAAUACGCGUAAAUUAAGUAUAGUACUAGUGACUUUCUAACUUACCUACUAGGUUUUGCAUACGCAUAAUACACGUAUUCGUAUAAUAUUUGAUUACGGUAACAUAAUAAACCUACGCUGUAUAUAGCACUAACUUUUCCUUUUCUUUAAUUUGAACUUAGCAGUCUUAGGUUUUCGUCCAAUACUAAACCAGUGACAGAGAUAGUCAAGGAAAAGAAUAUUAAUAUGGUUGAACAAAAUUGUUGGGAUGGCAUUCCCAUGGGGCCUAUUGUUGAUGAAGACUUUGAAAGCUUACUCAAUAGUUUGGACUUCCCCUUGGAAAGUUUGGAAGAUUGGGAUCCUAGCCUCUACCAAUUACUCGGGCCAAUCCCUCCGGAUGCACUUAUGGCGUUACCUCCAGUGUCCCGUGGCGAUAAUGCCAAUGGCUGUUUGAAUGCAGCUAAUGAAUUUCCUGAGGCCCAAGGGACUGUUCUAUUCCAGACACAAAGCCCAAUUUCUGUUCUUGAACACAACAGCUCCUGCUCUGGUGGAAAGAGUACAUCCUUCAAAUUUGGCACUAAAGGCCGUCGCUCUAAGCGUGCACGAGCAUCAACUUUGAAUCCAUGGAUUUUGAUGGCUUGUACAGCUUUUGCAGCCAAGAAGACUUCUGAUGCCAAAAAGGGAAAGGAAAAGAAGAGGAGAAAAUUGUCACAGCAAUCUAGUGUCAUGGAGUCUAUUUUAUUUAAAAAGUGCACACAUUGUGAAGUAACAAAGACACCACAAUGGAGGGAGGGACCAUUGGGUCCAAAGACACUAUGCAAUGCCUGUGGAGUUCGAUAUCGUUCUGGCCGACUACUCCCAGAGUAUCGGCCUGCUGCUAGUCCCACAUUUGUUCCAUCUUUGCAUUCAAACUCUCACAUGAAAGUCAUAGAAAUGAGAAGAAAUGCAGUUGAGGAGUCUCAAGGUGAUCUACUGGAAACGAAGAGAAGUUUUACCUAACCUUCCAAUGUGACUGAACCAAAAAUUUGUUCCUCUGAAUAUCUAUUUGUUUGAUACAUAUAGAAGAGAUGGCUAUCCUUUUAGUUAGGUGCUUAAUUUACUUUAAUUGUUUUAUUCUCCACUGGUAGGUUUUGUGGUAUGGUGAGUAGUCAGGAUAAAAGUUCAUGUACAGAAAUGGGAGUUCUAGGUUAACAUAAUUGGUAAGUGGUAGAAGGCAAAGCCCAAUUGAAGGCUGAUGAUGCAGUUCUCUAAUGUAAAAACUAAAGUAGAUGAAUAGAUGGUUAGGUACUUCAUC
This is a messenger RNA of Nicotiana tabacum (common tobacco), 1392 nucleotides long. RefSeq names its product GATA transcription factor 11. Gene Ontology annotation, biological process: regulation of DNA-templated transcription; cell differentiation. Gene Ontology annotation, molecular function: sequence-specific DNA binding; zinc ion binding. The record is from RefSeq and is a predicted model, not a curated record. NCBI's taxonomy places the organism in Eukaryota, Viridiplantae, Streptophyta, Magnoliopsida, Solanales, Solanaceae. Gene Ontology annotation, cellular component: nucleus.